Molecule: messenger RNA, 378 nt
Organism: Gloeophyllum trabeum ATCC 11539
Lineage: Eukaryota; Fungi; Basidiomycota; Agaricomycetes; Gloeophyllales; Gloeophyllaceae
Exons: 2
Coding region: 1-378 (125 amino acids)
Source: RefSeq, a predicted model, not a curated record
AUGGGGAAUAAGCAAUCGUCCGCGCCCAAUCCCUCCCGCCGUCGGCGGACCAACCCGCCGGAACCAGCUCAACCCAGCGCCUCUCAGAAUACUCCCCAAGCUCCCAAUGCCGAAGGAAAUAUGAACAGCGGUGAUGCUGCUUCGUUCGUGUCCACGACCACUACCCUCGUACCCUCGACAAGUAUCACAGCACAGUCGCACGCGGUAGGCGCAGGAGUCAUGGGGCAGCCGUCCCCUUCGUCACCCUCUGCCUCACGAGACUACGAGUCUUCCUUCGCCGCCUUGUCCUCCUCCUUUGGAUUUGGGGCGGCGGCGCCGGUUGUGCCACGGAAAGCUCCCAAAUCUGACGGUGAGCAGUCGAUGAAAUCCAAGACUUAG